GGGCGGGGCCGCGGCGGCUGCGGCUGCGGCUGCAUUUAAGCGCUGGCAUGCUGGACCAGGGACCGCUUCCCGGGACGCUACAGUUCUCUCCAACGCUCCCGCGAGGCUUCGGACUGGGGCGCUCGCCCUGGAGACAUACACGUUCUUCUCAGAGCCGGUCCCCCAAUUUAAUCACUAAACCUUUCACUUUGCGCGUGCGCCUGGAAGAGACUGGAGAGAUGUACCGACUGUCCAGCUGCCACGGCGACACCACUGUUCGGGAGCUGAAGGAGGAGUUAGAUCUGAUGGCCGGGAUUCCCUUCCACUUCCAGCGCCUCUUGUACCUGGACCAAGGAAUUUUGAUGGAUGAUUCCACAUUAGGGUACCAUGAUGUUGUUCCUGGUGGAAUUGUUUCAUUGUGUAUUUGGCAUCAGGAUGGAUGGCAAGAACUUGUUUUGGCUGCUGUGGAAGGGGACGCUAGUAAGCUAUCUUGUUUAGGUGUUACUGAAGACUCUCUAUACAGAACUCCACAUUCUUUACGUUUGAGAGCAGAAAAAUAUAAAGAAUGGAUAGCUGACAGAGCUUUUGUGGCUCUAUAUAUCACAGCACAUAGAGGCCAUGCUGACGCUGUACGUUUUCUCCUAGAAAAUGGUGCUAAUUGUCUGGCCAAAACACCGGUUGGCAGAACUGCUCUUCAUGUUGCUGCAGCCAUGGGACAUGUUAACUGUAUAAAUCUCCUUCUUGAUUAUGGAGCACUUCUCGCUGAGAAGGAUUUAAAGGGAGAAUCGCCAAUAGAAAUAGCGCGCCGCUUGAAGCGUAAGCGGGCUACCCAUACACUCUACCUGUAUCACGUCAAGUUGAAAAGAGCAAAUCUUGGAGUCUUCAGAUCAAAACCUCGUCACCACCCUUCUGAAAAGGGCAAAAUAUAAAGUCUCAAGUCUCACUCUCAAAA
Messenger RNA from Antechinus flavipes (yellow-footed antechinus), 931 nucleotides. It is a transcript of the gene ANKRD60, whose product is annotated as ankyrin repeat domain 60. The transcript has 4 exons. The record is from RefSeq and is a predicted model, not a curated record. Lineage: Eukaryota; Metazoa; Chordata; Mammalia; Dasyuromorphia; Dasyuridae. The coding region runs from base 48 to 908 and encodes 286 amino acids. Gene Ontology annotation, molecular function: protein binding.